CCCCGGAGGAGGAGAAUAAUUUGAAAUGGAAUUGAGAAAACAGCCAGGAUCCAGGAUUGAGCCAUACCCACAAAGAUCAGACCCUACACCAGUGCGUACCAAACCUCCCGGGUGUCUGAAUUGUUUCAGGACUCGCCUUCAUCUAUUGCCCAUCAUUACAUUUACAUGGCUGGCGAUAACCGUUUGUCUGUCGUAUAUCUUGUCUGCCAUCAGAAAAGAUACAGAGGCAGAUUUUCCAUACAUCAGUAAAACAGCUAACAAUGAUCCACAGAGAGCGAUAUUUGCUCAGAUGGUGACCAUCGGGUCAGUUUUAUAUGGUAUGUGUAGCGUACUGAGGUACCUCUCCAUCAAAGUGGAUCUGUUCUCCUGUUCCGUCCCAAAAAGCUACCACUGGUUGAACAUUGUCUGUCUAUGUAUAGGCCUUCUAGUCAGCUUAGGAAACACCGUACUAGGAAACUUUCCAACAGAUGGCUACAACAGCUAUUUCAAGGGUCCUCAUUAUGUCGGAGCUGCUAUGGCGUUUGUUGGCGGCGUAGUGUACGGCUGGAUACAGACAAGGUUGUCAUGGUUACUGGACCUUAAACAAAGGAGAACAAGUAGGAUACAGUUGGUACUCAUGAUCUGGACUACAGUGGCCCUGUUAACAUUCGGAAUAUCAAAAGUAGUGUAUGAGGUACAGAAAUCUAAAGGCUAUGGAUCGAAAGAGGAUUCCUUACGUGACGUGUACCUGGCAUCCACCAUUACAGAGUGGAUCCUGGCUUUUAGCAUUGCGGGGUUUCCUAUGACCUUCAUACGGGACUUUAAGGCUUCUACUCUGAAGAGUCCCAGAAUAUUCAGGAGUGACUGUACAACACAAAUCCAUUAUGUGCGUAUACGAACUUGA
Saccostrea echinata is the source of this 883-nucleotide messenger RNA. RefSeq names its product DNA damage-regulated autophagy modulator protein 1-like. The coding region runs from base 26 to 883 and encodes 285 amino acids. The transcript has 8 exons. Lineage: Eukaryota; Metazoa; Mollusca; Bivalvia; Ostreida; Ostreidae. The record is from RefSeq and is a predicted model, not a curated record.